Messenger RNA from Linnemannia hyalina, 1077 nucleotides. The record is from the annotation of a GenBank genome assembly. Lineage: Eukaryota; Fungi; Mortierellomycota; Mortierellomycetes; Mortierellales; Mortierellaceae.
AUGGGUCUCCUCGAUAUUGUUCCCGCCGGCGUCAUCACCGGUGACAACGUCCGCAAGGUCUUUGCCUACGCCUCCGAGCAGGGUUUCGCCAUCCCCGCUAUCAACUGCACCUCCUCCUCCACCGUCAACGCCGCUCUUGAGGCUGCUCGUGAUGCCAAGUCGCCCAUUAUCAUCCAGUUCUCGAACGGUGGUGCCGCCUACUACGCCGGAAAGGGAAUCUCCAACAAGAACGAGGCUGCUGCCAUCCUCGGAGCCGUUGCUGGUGCCCACCACGUCCGUCAAGUCGCCAAGGCCUACGGUAUCCCCGUCAUCAUCCACUCCGACCACUGCGCCAAGAAGCUCCUCCCCUGGUUCGACGGCAUGCUCGCCGCCGACGAGGAGUACUUUGCCAAGCACGGCGAGCCCCUCUUCUCCUCCCACAUGCUCGAUCUCUCCGAGGAGUCCAAGGAGGAGAACAUCGAGACCUGCGUCAAGUACCUCGAGCGCAUGGCCAAGAUUAACUGCCACCUCGAGAUGGAGAUCGGUAUCACCGGAGGCGAGGAGGAUGGUGUCGACAACUCCGAGGUCGACAACGCUUCGCUCUACACCCAGCCUCAGGACAUUCUCGAUAUCUACAACGCCUUCUCCAAGAUCACCGACUUGUUCUCGAUCGCCGCUGCCUUCGGUAACGUUCACGGUGUCUAUGCCCCUGGUAACGUCAAGCUCCACCCCGAGCUUCUCGGCAAGCACCAGGAGUUUGUCAAGAAGGAGCUCAGCCUCAAGUCUGACAAGCCCGUCUGGUUCGUCUUCCACGGUGGUUCCGGCUCCACCGAGCAAGACAUCAAGACCGCCGUCGGCUACGGUGUCGUCAAGAUGAACGUCGACACCGAUACCCAGUGGGCCUACUGGGUCGGUAUCCGCGACUUCUACGAGAAGAAGAAGGGCUACCUCCAGGCUCAGGUCGGAAACCCUGAGGGUGCCAACAAGCCCAACAAGAAGGUCUACGAUCCUCGCGUCUGGGUCCGUGAGGCCGAGAAGACCAUGAUCGAUCGUGUCAAGGUCGCCUGCAAUGAUCUCGGCAAUGUCGACCGUCUGUAA